Brassica napus (rape) is the source of this 2872-nucleotide messenger RNA. RefSeq names its product cell division control protein 6 homolog. The coding region runs from base 949 to 1341 and encodes 130 amino acids. Gene Ontology annotation, cellular component: nucleus. Gene Ontology annotation, molecular function: DNA replication origin binding. Gene Ontology annotation, biological process: mitotic DNA replication checkpoint signaling. The transcript has 3 exons. The record is from RefSeq and is a predicted model, not a curated record. NCBI's taxonomy places the organism in Eukaryota, Viridiplantae, Streptophyta, Magnoliopsida, Brassicales, Brassicaceae.
GAAAAGAAUAUAGUUUAAAUUCUACCACCGGGUGUGUAUUUAACAUAAUCAUUUUUUCAUUCAAAACAAGAAUAUAGAGAAAAUAUUAGAAUUUAAAUCCUACCAUAGUUAGAACAUAGCAUAAAAGUGAGAACUCAUUUUUUAUCUACGAUAUAUAAUAUAGUAAAUAACGUUUUUUAGAUUUUUCUGCAAUAAAAUAAAAAAACCUACAAUCAGGGGCGGAUCCACGUAAACAUAUAUGGGUUCACCUCACACCUGUAAUAUGAAAUUUUAAAGUUUUGUAAGCCCAAGUUAUUAGUGUACUUUAGCAAAAUUGUUAAGAUACAUAAUCUGACCCCUAGCCCGGAUUUAAGUGUCACCCUAUUUGCUAUAUUUCUUUUAAAUUUCUUCCUUUUUACCGAAAUUUGAAACAUUUUUUUAACAAAGUCGAAAUAUGCUAUCUUUCAUCACACCCUUAAUUAAAUAUACUUUGACCCCCGAAAAUUAUUUUCUGGGUUUGCCACUGCCUACAAUAUGUAUUGUAUUUUAUAAAAAAACAAAGACAUUUGGUUAGAAAUCAUGCAGAUGUAUUCUAUAUUUGGAUAGAUCAUAGAGAAGACUUUACAAUACGAAAUAUAACUUAUAUAAAACAUAUAAGAUAACUUAGAGCAUCUUUAUCGGGCGUAUGUAGGGGGUUUCCUAUGUUUAAAAGAAAAUCAAAAAUACAAAUAAAUGGAAAACACGUCUCUUAUUUUGGCUUAACAAGAGACGUUUUUAGGGAACACGUGUAGGCAAAAUGAGAGGAGAGAGGGGGAGCGUAUUCUCGUUUCGUUAUUUCUCUCUCAAAACGUCUCCAUUUUCGUAUCGGAGGAGAUCAGAGAAGACGAUUGGCGAGUCAACACUCCUCGAAAGCGGAAGCUGAGAUCCGAUUCCGCCGCGGAGGUUGCAGUAACCGAGGUCUCGACGCCGAUGAAAUGGAAAUCUCAUCGACGAUGUGCUGUUUCAAGCCCAAGGACGCCUAUAACGGAGGUUGAGAAAGAAUCUAAUGGAAAGCUAUUUGAUUGUUUAGAUGUUAAAUCGAAGUGGAAUCCUAGAGCUGUGAAGGAGGCAUUGCACGUUUCCAAGGCACCAUCAACUGUUGUUUGCCGUGAGGACGAGCAAAGACGUGUUUUAGAGUUUGUAAAAGCUUGCACAGAACAGAAGAAGGCUGGGAGUUUGUACAUAUGUGGCUGCCCUGGAACUGGGAAUUCAUUGCCGAUGGAGAAAGUUAGACAACAGGCUGAAGACUGGGCAAAGCAGGUGAUCAAUCUUGUCUCUUUAUCUUAUGGACUUGUGAAUCUAUAUAUCAACAUAAAAGACUGAUGUUCGUUUAUGAGUUAUUUUAGGAAGGCUUGCCUUGCUUGGAAACAGUGUAUGUUAAUUGCACGUCAUUGACCAAAACAAUAGAUAUAUUCUCCAAGGUAAGACCUUAUGCAAUUGAUUUACAUCCAAGUUCUUGGUUUCAUAUCGGUAUAGUUGUUUAUUGGGUUGUUUUGGAUUCAGAUACUUGGUGAAAACGAGACAGGGAAGAAAGCUGUUGCCUCCUCUUCACCUCUACAACAACUUCAGAUUAUGUUUUCUCAAAAGCAACAAUCACCUAGCUUAAAGAUGAUGUAGGUUCUUUUUCAUUCCUGUGGUUGCUGCGAUCUGAUCACUUGCUCAGAUUGUUGUUUUUGCUGUUCUAUAAUUUUUUUUUUAAGAACCCAUAGUUAAGAAACUUGCAAUAAAGCACCUAAAUGUUCAAAUCUCUUUCUAAGUCUCUUAACUCACUUUUACAAUUGAAAAACUAUUAAAAAUUAACUAAGAGACCCUUAAGGGGUUUAGGGAUAAUGAUGCUCUUAGAAUAUCUAUUGGCCGGUUCGCCUAACUUUCACUCUCCUUUGUGCUCUCCCUUCUCUCUAGCCAUCGCCUUCACCGAUCUUAGUCUAACCGACCGGCGGAGUGGGCUACUAUAGCCACCGUCGGUCGGAUUCUUCCUCUUUUCUCUUGUAUCGUAUAUGUGUGUUGUUCUUUAGGUUGUGGAUAAGAAUCAUGUGGUGAGAUGUCUAAAUCUAGUCUCCAAACAAACAAACACAAAAGGAAAUUGUCUCGGCUUAAAAUCUGUUGUGGUUCAUCCCUUUCCGGUUUGUUUCCUUACCCUAAGGUCUCGAUUGGGUAUUGGGUCACGACUAUGUGUGCGUCAAGAUCCUUGGUUCUCGUUACUGGGUCGUCCUCUCGUAUUUAGUUGUUUGAUUGUCCUUGCUGCUCGUGUGAGUUAUGUCGUGGUUGGAGGGUGUGCUGUCCCUUGUCUCCGAUUGCUUCAGAAUAGUUCCUGGUUUGUUUCUCUGUCGGUCUUUGCGUUAUCCGGCUCAGAUUCAAGGGCAGACAGGGGCCUCGCCCCUUUUGCAUCUUGCCAAAGGAGUUUGAUUGUUAAAUUGUGUUCUUCAUAUCCUUGGGUUGCUGGUCUGUGUUCUUCUUCAUGGCUCGUUGGUGUGGUCUCCCUAGCACUAUAAUGAGUUGUGACGGCCCCUAAUAAAGUUUGGCUUAUGAUGUGUGCUUAUCCACUCCCUCCUCCUUCAAUGAUUCUUAUCACUUGGAUAAGUUAUUGUUUGAUCUAGGUGUACUCUCUGCUGGAUCCUUAAUCCGUGUUUGUAAUGUCGUUUGUCUUUGGCUCCUGACAAUCUUGUAAUGCUGCUGGCUUUUGUCUUCGGAGGAGGUUUGUCUCAUGCCGACUUAGUGUUUUAUGAUUUGUAUUCCACCAUGUAUAACUCCCUGGUUCUUAAUCAAUGAAUCGUUUAAUGUAAAAAAAAUUAAAAUGUCUAUUUUAUCCUUGUUAAAAAGAUAUAAUAUACAUUCUAACAAAUUUUGAUCAACA